GUCAAAGAUUCAGGAUGAAAGUGUACGCUACGGUUUUGUUUGCGAUCGUCGCGAGUUGUUGUGCGUUGGCCGAGGCCAAAACGUUCAGCAAAUGUGAACUAGCUAAGGCGUUGGCGAAUAAUGGCAUUGCGAAAGCAUCGUUACCGGAUUGGAUCUGUCUCGUACAGCACGAAAGCGCAUUCAGCACGUCGGCAACGAAUAACAACAAAAAUGGAUCCAAAGAUUAUGGCAUAUUCCAGAUAAACAAUAAAUUCUGGUGCGACUCGAACUACGGUGCGAACGACUGCAAGAUCGCGUGCAGCAGUCUGCUAGACGAUGAUAUUACGGACGACAUCAAGUGUGCAAAAUUGAUUUUCAAGCGCCAUGGAUUUAACGCCUGGUACGGAUGGAAGGAUCACUGCAAGGGCAAAACGCUUCCGAGUGUUAGUUCGUGCUUCUGAAAUGGUGAUGA
Messenger RNA from Anopheles maculipalpis, 451 nucleotides. RefSeq names its product lysozyme c-1. The transcript is spliced from 3 exons. The coding region runs from base 15 to 440 and encodes 141 amino acids. The record is from RefSeq and is a predicted model, not a curated record. Gene Ontology annotation, molecular function: lysozyme activity. Lineage: Eukaryota; Metazoa; Arthropoda; Insecta; Diptera; Culicidae.